AUGCUGGGCUUGUUCAACAAACAACCUCUGGUUGCGACCGGUCAGGAGCUCCAAAACGAUGUGGUUCUUGCCAAUGGCCCCGAGGACCUGGUGCUGGACAUUGCGUUUCUGUCGCAACUGAACCACUUGCUGGUGGCGCUGUGGGAUGGGAAGGUCCGCAUCUACGAAAUCGACCAGCUGCUGGGCCAGAACCAAGGGCGGGCGAUGUUUGAACACACGGGGCCUGUGCUUUCGGCCAGAUGGUCUAAUGAUGGCACUAAGGUGGCGCUGGGGGCUACUGACAAGACGGUGAAGUUGUUUGACGUGCAAUCUCAACAAGCGCAACAGAUUGGUGUCCACGACGCCCCGGUACGCAGUAUUCGAUUCGUCGAAUGUGGACCCACCAACACCCCGGUGGUGGUGCUGGGUUCGUGGGACAAGACAUUGAAGUACUGGGAUAUGCGGCUGCCCCAGCCCGUGGCGACGGUGGCGUUACCCGAACGCGUGUACCUGAUGGACAGUGUGGCCAAGCUUUUGGUGGUGGGGUGUGCUGAGCGUCAAAUAUGCAUUUUUGACUUGAACAACCCCCAGCAGAUCUUCAAGACUAAAGAGCUGCCGUUGAAGAUGCAGACCCGGGUGGUAUCGUGCUACCCGCAAGCGAAUGGCUACGCCGUUGGUCUGAUUGAAGGCCGCUGUGCCAUUCAAUACGUCAAUGACGCCGAACAAAGUAAGUUGGGCUUCUCGUUCAAGUGCCACCGAGUGCAGAAAUCCAACAACUUGCUGGGUGGCCCCACUCUGGAAGCGUACCCGGUGAACCUGAUUGUGUUCCACCCGACGUUUUCGACGUUUGCUACUGCUGGCCUGGAUGGUGUAUUUACUUUCUGGGAUAAAGAUGUCAAGCAACGACUCAAGGGGUUCCCCUCGGUGGGCGGCACGAUCUCGUCCACUGCUUUCAACCGCGAUGGGCUGAUCUUUGCUUACGCCAUCAGUUACGACUGGCUGAAGGGGUUUGAGUACAACAAACCCGACACUCCCAACGUCAUCAAGUUGCACGCGACCAAGGACGACGAAGUCAAGCCGAAGAACAAACGGUAA
Messenger RNA from Diutina rugosa, 1074 nucleotides. It is a transcript of the gene GLE2, whose product is annotated as RNA export factor. Gene Ontology annotation, cellular component: nuclear pore. Gene Ontology annotation, molecular function: ubiquitin binding; RNA binding. The transcript has a single exon. Gene Ontology annotation, biological process: transcription-dependent tethering of RNA polymerase II gene DNA at nuclear periphery; RNA export from nucleus. NCBI's taxonomy places the organism in Eukaryota, Fungi, Ascomycota, Pichiomycetes, Serinales, Debaryomycetaceae. The coding region runs from base 1 to 1074 and encodes 357 amino acids. The record is from RefSeq and is a predicted model, not a curated record.